This is a messenger RNA of [Torrubiella] hemipterigena, 1146 nucleotides long. NCBI's taxonomy places the organism in Eukaryota, Fungi, Ascomycota, Sordariomycetes, Hypocreales, Clavicipitaceae. The record is from the annotation of a GenBank genome assembly.
AUGGCGUCCACCGUGGGUCAGACUAUUACUUGCAAGGCAGCUGUUGCCUGGGGAGCUGGAAAGGAGUUGACAAUCGAGGACAUUGAAGUCGCGCCCCCAAAGGCACACGAGGUCCGCGUUCAGAUCUACUACACUGGUGUUUGCCACACCGAUGCCUACACAUUGUCCGGCAAGGAUCCCGAGGGUGCUUUCCCCAUCGUUCUGGGACACGAGGGCGCUGGUAUUGUCGAGUCUGUUGGCGAAGGAGUUACCAAUGUGAAGCCUGGCGACCACGUUGUCGCUCUCUAUACCCCAGAAUGCAAGGAGUGCAAGUUUUGCAAAUCUGGUAAGACGAACCUCUGCGGCAAGAUCCGAGCAACCCAGGGCAAGGGCGUCAUGCCCGAUGGUACAUCUAGAUUCAAGUGUCAGGGUCAGGACCUUCUUCACUUCAUGGGCACCUCGACAUUUUCGCAGUACACCGUUUUGGCGGAUAUUUCUGUCGUAGCGAUCCAGGGCGAUGCCCCCAUGGAUAGAACAUGUCUUCUGGGAUGUGGUAUUACCACUGGUUACGGUGCCGCUCGCGUUACUGCUGGUGUCGAGGAGGGCUCCAACAUUGCCGUCUUUGGUGCUGGUUGCGUUGGUCUCUCUGUUGUUCAAGGUGCUGUUAUCAACAAGGCCGGCAAGAUUAUUGUUGUCGAUGUCAACCCAUCCAAGAAAGAAUGGGCCGAGAAGUUUGGCGCCACUGACUUUGUGAACCCCAACGACCUCCAGGGCCAGACCAUUGUUGAGAAGUUGGUUGAGAUGACAGACGGCGGCUGCGAUUACACCUUUGAUUGUACCGGUAACGUUGGCGUAAUGCGCGCCGCUCUCGAAGCUUGCCACAAGGGCUGGGGAGAGAGUAUCAUCAUUGGUGUUGCCGCUGCUGGCCAAGAGAUUGCCACACGACCUUUCCAGCUUGUCACUGGCCGUGUGUGGAAGGGUUGCGCUUUCGGUGGUAUCAAGGGCCGUUCCCAGAUGCAAGGCCUUGUUGACGACUACCUCAAGGGAGCCCUGAAGGUUGACGAGUUCAUCACGCACCGCAAGACCCUCGGAGAGAUUAACAAUGCCUUUGAGACUAUGAAGCAGGGUGACUGUAUCCGUGCCGUCGUUGACAUGCGUCAGCUGUAG